Penicillium macrosclerotiorum is the source of this 699-nucleotide messenger RNA. RefSeq names its product seipin co-factor family protein. Lineage: Eukaryota; Fungi; Ascomycota; Eurotiomycetes; Eurotiales; Aspergillaceae. The transcript is spliced from 2 exons. The coding region runs from base 1 to 699 and encodes 232 amino acids. The record is from RefSeq and is a predicted model, not a curated record.
AUGUUUAAUCAGACUAAUGCUAAUAAAUCAGCUACUCGAAGUGCAUCUUACACGCUCGCACCGCCGCGCAAGAUCCCGUCGCGCAAGUCCACCAAACGACCAAGUCGGUCACCGACCCGGCCAUGCCGGGCGAAUUCCCCCUCCGACGACGCGCCCCGCAAGGACGACGACGGCCCGCCGCCGGAGAUCUCGUUCAACGCGCUCUGGACCGGCAUCCGCCAGUGGUUCGGCGGGCUGGUCCCCACGGCGUUUGAUCGGUUCGAGGCGUUGGUGCAGUGGCUGGUGGAGCGGUACCUGCCGCCGGCGCGGCAGGGCGCGCUGUUCCAGGCGGCGGCAGACCGGCCGAUCUCAGCCACGUUUGUGGUUUGCCAGGCGAUAUGCUGCGGGGUGCCGCUGCUGGUGUUCCUGGCGGGGGUGUUUGUGUUUGCCGCGGUGUCGCUGCUGCUGUGGGCUGUGCUGUCGCUGCUGGUGCUGGGACCGGUGUUGUUGGUGUCGAGUAUGAUGGGAGUGUCGCUGUGGGGAUGGGGGUGGAUUGCGUUUGCCUUGGUAAAAUGGGUGGACCAGACGUUUUUGGGAGGAUUGCUUUCGAGGUUCUGGUUGCCGGCGGUGCAGGAAGAAGGUAGUGGCGAGGGUGCAAGCGAGGGAGGAACUGGAAAGGAGAAAGAGGAAAAGGCGGAAGAGGAAAAGAAGGACAGUUGA